CGAUCUGCCAGAAAACGACAACAAGAGCGAAAUAGCCGCUUCUUCUCAACUCCCACUCUCUCCUUCUCCACUCUCUCAGUUCCCACCACCACCACCACCGCCUCACGCCAAUUUCUCGCCCACUUUACCGCGAUAUAUUACCCCCGCCAUCCACCAUUUCUUUCUCUCCCUCUCACAAUUUGAAUUCGGAUUUUCUCUGCAGAAUUCGAUUUGAUUCAGGAAAUCCGUGUUUAUUUGUUAUCGGAGUUUUUCUCAAUCAUUUGCAGAGCUUGGACCAGCAAAAGAAAAAAGCUUCAAGCUUUGAAGCUUUUGGUUUCUUCGGGAAAUGGGGAUGUUAGGGACGCGAUCUACUACAUCCCUGGAGGAGGAUUUGGGUUCUGCACCUGAACCGGAUAAGCAUGAAGUUCCGGAGGAGAAGACGAUCGGGGAAGUUGUGACCGACUCGGGAGGGUCCGGUCGGGGAAGUUCCGGCGGUGGAAGGAGUUUUGGGAACCUGAGUGUUGAUGUCUCGGAUGCUGAGGAGGGCUUGGUGAAGCCGAGAGGGAAAGGGAGAGUUGAGAAGUUGGAGUCUGGUUCGAGUAACGAGAAGAAGGCGGUGAGAGGCGGUGCUGAGGUUGAUCAUGGUGAGAACGGAGGAGGGGUUGGAGAAAAUGGGAGUUCUUUGGAUGGAAUUGGAGAAGGCCCGGAUGGGACUGAGAUUAUUGAGACCGGGACCGAUGUGAACGGAGGGGUUGAAGAGAAUGGGAGCUGUUUGGAUGGGACUGGAGAAGACCCGGAUGAGAAAACUGAUGAGAUUAGUGAGGACAUGGAUGAUGAGGGACAUGAGUUUCUUGUUGGUGAUUUUGUGUGGGGAAAGAUUAAGAGCCAUCCGUGGUGGCCUGCACAAAUUUGUGAUCCUUUGGACGCUUCGGAGUAUGCCCUGAAAUUGAAGGCCAAAGACAGACUCCUGGUGGCGUAUUUUGGGGACGGAACAUUUGCUUGGUGCAAUUCAUUGCAGCUGAAACCGUUUGAGGAGAACUUUAGGGAGAUGUCGGAGCAGAGUAGCUCGAAGGCGUUUGUUAAUGCUGUGCAGCAGGCUGUGGAUGAGGUUGGAAGGAUUGUGAUGUUGAAGAUGAGUUGUGGGUGUGUAAAGGAAAAGUUCCUGAGUGAGGUUGGUCGGCCGUUGGCAGUAAAUGCCGGAAUUAAGGAAGGAGUUCUUGUGCCAGAAGGCAGGGUUGGGAAGCUUUUGGAUCGUCUGUGUGAGCCGGCAGAGCUUCUUGCUGAGUUGAAACAUGUUGCAGAAGUUAUGUCCACGUCUAGUGAGCUUCAGCUGAAUGCUUUGAAGAGUUGGUUGUCGGCAUUUUAUUGUUCAAAAGGGGGCUAUCAUUUGCCUGUUUUCGUCGAAGCGCAGCCAGUUCCUGGUCUUGAGGAUGAUUGGAGGGCGGUGGAUGUCCCGCUCCAAGGGCCAUUUGAAGACUGGCUUUCUUCUCCCAGAAAAUCAGGUCAAACUGAUCAACCUUUACAUGAAAAUUCAGCUCAAGGUUUAGAGAAUAGGCAAUACCAAAGAAGGAAGCAGAAGAGCAUUGCUGAUCUAAUGGGAGAGUAUGAUGAUAUUCAGGUGGAAACAAAGGAAGGAGCAACAUCAGAGAAAGCAGGGGUAUCAUCUGGGCGGAAGAAGCGGAAAGUUGGCGAGAAUCAUGGUGAGAGUAAUUUGACUUCUGAAUCCAGAAAGAGAAGGGCCAAGCUUUCAAAGACACCAAUGAGCACGCAGAUGAAAAAACUAUCAUGUGUUGAAAAUGGUUCUAGUGGCCGUAAGGAAGAAACUAAGAAGGGUGCCUUAACAAGGAGCAGGAAGAAGGCUGAAGGUACUGGAAUUGAAAGCAAUGGUGGCGAGACCAAAGAAGAAGCUGGUGAUAGUCCAAUUUUGCGCAGUGGCGGUUCACAAACUGACAUGAAAGACCAAAUUGAUCACGCCUUUUCCACGAGAGAGAGGAAAAGGAGCAAGUACUUGUCCCCUCCCUUCAUAAAUCUAAGCACUGGAAAAAGGAGUCUAGACAUGGAAGUAGAAUCUCUGAAAGUUUAUAAUGAGAACCUUGUUGGGUCGCCGAAGAUGCUGAAUCCUUGCAUGGAGACGUUACAGAAGAAAGACUCUACAGAACUUGGUCUUGGGAAUGAGAUAUCUGGUGGCUCGAGUUCGAAAAAACCAUCAGCAGAUGACAAGAAGAGCAUUGAUCAGAUGAAAGCUAAUGUAUCUAAUCGUAACGUGCUAUCUGGAGUCCGCUCUGCAGCUGUUAAUCCAUCAUCUCCAAUAAAAAAGAAAUCCUUUGAGAUUGUUAAGGAUUUUCUGUCCGUAUUCAGAGACUCGAUUUAUCGCAGUGGAUCCUACUACGACAUAUACAAGAAGAAGCAACCUGAUAAGAAGAGAAAGAAGUUAGAAUCUGAACCUGGCUCAUUGGGGAAAGACCGAAAUCAGACUGCAGAAAACCUGCCCGAAACUGAAUCUGGGAAGAAGAGAAUCAAGAAGAGCAGUGAGACAAAGUCUGCUAAGUCUACACAAAAGCAAGCUACUGAGACACCAGGUUCAGAGCCUGGUAGUAAGCGAAAAUCAAAGCAUGCUUCUGGAACUCCGGAUUUGAAGAAAAGGCGUAGGAAGACUGACGAAAUAGCUUCACCUGCAUCCCUUUUUGUGACAUUUGGCCCUGGAUCCAAUCUCCCCACAAAAGCUGAUCUUAUCAAGAUUUAUAGUAAGUUCGGAGAGCUGAACGAAACAGAAACUGAGAUGUUCUACACCAAUUUCUGCGCUCGUGUUUCCUUUGCAAGGCUAGCCGAUGCACAAGAAGCCUUCAACCAUUCGCAAAACGACAGUCCGUUUGGAGCUUCCAACGUCAAUUUCCGGCUUCAUAAUCUGGCAGCUGCUUCGAAGGUUCGUGAACUGAGUGAAAUAUCCAAUUCUGCUCCCGCUAAGAAGUCCAGGGGCAAGACCAAAACCCAGGCAUUAGCUUCACAGGCACCCGCUGCUGCUGGUGAGGCGUCGCAGAUCGACUUAAUCAAGCAGAAACUGGAGAAGAUGACCUCAAUGCUGGAUGAUUCAAAUGGCCAAGUGUCGGAUGUCACGAAAUCGAAACUGGAGAGCGAGAUAAAAGAGCUGUUGGGGGCGGUAAGCACGAUGGUCUAAUCGUCGUCGUAGAUCAGCCAGCUUCUCUGCGAGCGAAUAUGUAGGUUUAGGGAGAGAUCUAAAUGCUUUCUUUUGGGAUGCUUGUGGAUGAAGUUAAUACGCCUCCAUGUAACAACUCUCGAUAUUUUGAUUCGAAUUUCAGCAGUUAGUUUGAUGUACAUUUCAGCUUU
Molecule: messenger RNA, 3324 nt
Organism: Malus domestica (apple)
Lineage: Eukaryota; Viridiplantae; Streptophyta; Magnoliopsida; Rosales; Rosaceae
Product: PWWP domain-containing protein 3-like
Source: RefSeq, a predicted model, not a curated record